GCCAGGAGCCCGCCGCGCCGUGCGCGCGUCUCUGCUCGUGGAGUUGGGGAGCAGGAGGGGAGAGGCCAGCAGGCAGCCACCGCCGCCCCGUGAUAAAGGCGGCGGCGGCGGCGGCAGAGUCAGCAGCUCUCCCGCUGCUGCUGUUGCCGCCGCCGCCGGCAGAAUGAGCGGGAGCGCGAGAGGCGCCAAGAGCCGAGCCGGCGAGGAGGGCGAGCGCCUGGCACGUUGUCUCCGGUGGGCCGCGUGGGCGGGGAGAGGCGAGGCUGAGGGGGAAGAAGAAGAAGAAGAAGAAGAAGGGGGGAGGCAGCGGCAGCAGCAGCCAGUGCUAGUUGAACGGAGGGGACGACGGGGCGGCGGCAGCGGGGCGGAGGACGCCGAGGAGCCCGCCAGCCGCCGAAGGGUUGGGCCACAGGCUGAGGCAGCGCGCGAGGGGAGGGGUGGGAGACGGACAGAAAUAGAGGCGGCCGACACGGCGGGAGGAAAGCGACCGGAGGCGGCGGCGGCAGGAGGAGGACGGGAUUCGUGAGGGGGAAGGAAGGGAAGGCGGGCGAGCGAGCGGGCGGGCGGGCGUCUCAGUCUGAGGGGAAGGGAGGCAGAGCGGGAGAAGGAGCCGAGCGGGCGAGACAAUAAAGGCGAAGUUCCGAGGGGAGGCGGAAGGGGCGCGGGGCGUGGAGGAGCCAUGAAGCCGGGGAAGUGAGAGAGUGUGAGAGACAGAGAGAGUGAGGCGAGCGGAGGACUCGCCGCCCCGGGAGCCAGAGUGUGAGGAAGAGGAGGAGGAGGAGGAAGGACGAGGAGGAGGAGGAGCAGACCAUGCCUUCCAGGAAAGCAGGCGUUGCGCUGUAGCAGCGCCCUGCCCUGCAGCCCGAGCGAACUCCGCCAAGAAGCCGGCGCCGCGUCCAUUGCAGGUUGAUGACGAUGAUCUGUCAAACUCUUUAAAGGAACAGCAUGGAGAUUGGCACUCUGAACUGUUAAAUGGGGUCAUGGGACUCACAUUGUCAUUGAUCACUUGUGUGGAUUUAACCAGUGAGGAGCAGCAUCAGCAACUGAUAGAAAAGCGUCAAGAAUUAACACAGCACUGAAGGUCAUCAAAUCUUGUUCUAUUAAUUUCUACCUGGGAGAAUGUCUGAGCAAGGUAAAACAGAAGAAACUGGAAGCGAGCAAGACUCAGCCAUCUCCCAACAAGAGAAUUGCAUCCUUAACUCAGAGGUAGAUGAAAAAGAUGAAAAUGGCAAAUCAGACCAGAAACGAGGUGCUAACCAGAACCAGCAGAAAAAGAGACUCAAGUCAGGAGGGAAGGGUAAACUGGUCCGAAGUCUCGCUGUCUGCGAAGAAUCUUGCCCUCGUCUGGAAACAGAGAAUGACAACCAGGAAUCAAUACAACUGCAGCUUUCAAGUUUCCCCAGCCUACAAGAAGAGGAUAAAUCUAGUAAAGAUGACUCUGAGAAAGAAAAAGAAAAGAAUAAAAACAAAGAGAAAGAUAGAAACAGUGAAAAACCCAAGAUAAGAAUGUUAUCAAAAGACUGCAGCCAAGAAUACACAGACUCAACAGGCAUAGAUUUGCACGAAUUUCUGGUUAACACAUUAAAGAAUAAUCCCAGGGAUAGAAUGAUACUGUUAAAACUGGAACAGGAAAUUAUUGAUUUUAUCAGUGACAACAGUAAUCAUUAUAAAAAGUUCCCCCAGAUGUCGUCAUAUCAGCGAAUGCUAGUGCACAGAGUGGCAGCUUACUUUGGCAUGGAUCACAACGUGGAUCAGACUGGGAAAUCUGUAAUUAUCAACAAGACCAGCAAUAUGAGAAUACCAGAGCAAAGGUUUUCUGAACAUUUAAAAGAUGAAAAAGGUGAAGAUUCCCAGAAGCGAUUUAUCUUGAAGCGAGAUAACUCUAGUAUUGAUAAAGAAGACAAUCAGCAAAACAGAAUUCAUCCAUUUAGAGAUGACAGACGAAGUAAAUCAAUUGAAGAGAGAGAAGAGGAGUAUCAGAGGGUGAGGGAGAGAAUAUUUGCACAAGAUUCAGUUUGCUCCCAGGAAAACAUUUUUCUGGAUAACAGGCUCUUGGAGGAUAGCAUAUGCAAUGAAACCCUUAAGAAAAGGCAGCUCUUCAGGGGUAACAGGGAUAGUACGGGGAAGACAUCUGGCAGCCGGCAAAGCAGCACUGAUAAUGAGCUAAAAUGGGCAGACCACCAGAGGCCCUGGAGCAGCACAGACUCAGACAGCUCCAAUCGCAAUUUGAAGCCAGCCAUAACAAAGACAGCAAGUUUUGGUGGAAUAACUGUUCUGACAAGAGGAGACAGCUCAUCAAGCAACAGGAGUACCGGCAAACUGUCUAAAACAGGUAGUUCAGAGUCUUCCAGCAGUGCUGGGUCCUCAGGAUCUCUGUCACGAACACAUCAACCUCUCCAAAGUGCAUCAGUUGUCCCUGGAGUUACAGCCACCUCUUCGAGCAAUGUUCCCUAUACAGACAAUGGAAUAAGUGGCCAGGUAGUAGCAAACAACACCAGCUACAUCAUACUUCCACUUGAAGCUGCAGGGAUUCCACCGGGAAGUAUCCUGCUCAAUCCACACACAGGUCAACCAUUUGUAAACCCUGAUGGUACACCUGCAAUAUACAACCCACCCAGCAGUCAACAGCCUAUUAGAAGCCAGAUAGUUGGACAGUCUCAGCAACCGCCUUCAUCCCAGCAACCUGUGCAGCAACCACAGCAACAAAUUACAAGUCACCUUGUCACGCAGCCAGUUCAGGCUCUGCAGCCUUCUUCUCAGUCAGUGCAGUAUCCAGCCGUUUCCUAUCCUCCUCAGCAUCUUCUGGCAGUGUCUCCAACACAGCAGUUUCCUGUGCGAGAUGACAUGACAACACAGUUUAGCCAGAUGAGUUUAAGUCGUCAGUCGUCAGGAGACAACCCUGAUUCGCCUUCUGGUCCUGUCUACCCAUCACCUAUUAUACAGCAGUCUUCCCCACAGACUGGUUACGUCAUGGCAUCCAGCCAACAGCUCCCUCCCGGAGGUUUUGCAGGUUCGGGUCCACCCGUAUCCCAGCAAGUACUGCAAGCUGCACCUCCACCGCAGGGUUAUGUACAGCCGCCACCACCUGCUCAGAUGCCUGUGUACUAUUACCCCUCUGGUCAAUACCCUACCUCAGCAACUCAGCAGUACAGACCCAUGGCCUCUGUUCAAUACAAUACACAACGGAGCCCACAAAUACCACAGACUGCACAGCAAGCAGGUUACCAGUCUGUCUUACCUAAUCAACAACAAGGGUUCCAGGGACUCAUGGGAAUGCAACAGCCUCCCCAAAGUCAGAACCUAAUGAAUAAUCAACAGGGAAAUCAGGUGCAAGGCAUGAUGGUCCAAUACCCCACCAUGUCGUCCUAUCAGGUGCCAAUGACCCAGGGUUCUCAAGGACUGCCACAACAGUCGUAUCAACAGCCACUCAUGCUACCUAAUCAAUCAGGUCAAGGAACACUUACAGCCACUGGAAUGCCUGUUUACUGUAAUGUCAUACCUCCUUCCCCACAGAAUAAUCUCCGAUUGAUUGCACAACACUGUCCUUCUAAUAAUGUCCCACCAGUUAUCUCUGCCAACUGCAGGACAAACUGUGCGAAUAUUAGCAAUGCUGGAUGGCAGGUCAAGUACUGAAACUGUGAAUCCUUAGUACCAAUAUAUAAAAGGUAGCUGGUUUUUUUGUUUUGUUUUUUUAAUGACGACUAUCUCAUGGCCUUCAAAUGAAAUGAGGAACACAACAAGAGUUAUCAGUUGAGGGCAUAGAGUCAGUGCUGCUGGAAAUAUGUAAAAACAACAACAAAAUGUAAUAAGUUGUUCUCGCUGGUUAAUGGUGCAUAUUUUUGUCAUGUCUGCUAGGUCUGCCUUUAUAGCUUAGCUAGUGACAUGAAAUCAUUGAGGUAAGAUUUUUUCCUACCACUGAACACCACUGUGUAGAUUAUAAUAUCCCUAAUUCAGAUUAGUUUUGUACUUUGUGUUGAGUUUGUGAAGCAAAAAGUAUUUAAAAAAAUAUAAUAAAACCACAUUGUACCAAAGUUGUAAUGGACAUUUAAAAAAAAAGCUGAAUGGAAGGAAUAAUUUAUAUACACUAUAGAGUUUUUUAUGGAUAUCUACUGUAUUGUAGUGUUAAAUCACAAUAAAGCUACUUGACCUCAUGAAGAAAGGUCAGCUUUCUACUA
Podarcis muralis (Common wall lizard) is the source of this 4175-nucleotide messenger RNA. It is a transcript of the gene ARPP21, whose product is annotated as cAMP regulated phosphoprotein 21. Gene Ontology annotation, molecular function: nucleic acid binding. The record is from RefSeq and is a predicted model, not a curated record. Lineage: Eukaryota; Metazoa; Chordata; Lepidosauria; Squamata; Lacertidae. Gene Ontology annotation, cellular component: cytoplasm.